AUGGAUCAGAACAGUUACGCAGCGGACGAGAGUACCGCUCUCUCUAGCUCUCGCCAGCAAACAGUCGGAGCCAGAGGGACCUCGGGUGUGCCGUCCUGGAACGCAGUCUCGGCGAACCAGAGCGGCUGCGAUAUCUUUGAGCUGUUUGAGGUUUACAGGCGAUCGGCAAACCGCUACCUAAACCAGUAUUUUGAGUGCCUGGAUCGCCUUCCAGCCUCUAGUACUGAGCUCAACGCGCAUAGCCGGUCGCAAGAAGUCUCCACCCGCGAGGGCUCCGAAGCAGAGAGGAAUGUCUGGCUCUUGAAGAUUUCGCAUGACAGCGCGGUGCGGGACCUGACAGUGCUGGACGAGAUCCUUGACAAGGCCAAGGAACAAGAGAGGCCUCCAGAGAGAACCGUCUCUCCAGGCGUAGCCGCAUGGACGUUUGCGUGCUCCAUUCUUGCCUUUACGGUGCCGCAUAAAGUAUCAUCUGCUAUUUUCAAAGUCGGUGCACUUGCUGGCGCUCUACUCUUCACAUUUCGCCUGAUUCGGAAAUCGCCGCGGGUGAGCAAGCUGGGCCCUGUUCAGCACAAGAUCCAAGGGCUGAUCCGGUCGUUUGAGGAGGGGACGAUGCGGCACCGGGAUCGGGGCUGCGAAGCCCGAAACUACGCCACCGGCGUCGGCGAUGUUCUCGCCGAGGGUCUGGACCUGAGUUCCGUUCGGCGCCGUGAUCGUGAAGUUGCUAUACUGCUCGAUGAAGCACGCAGACUCAUUGCUGAAGGCCUCAAGGGAGCUUUCGUCCCAUCUGUUCGUCAUGUUGCCGCUCGCAUCGCCACUGAGGCAAGACUGAGUAACACGGCGGCUGUGUUGCGUAGUCUGAUAUAUCUGCUCGUCGUCCAGCAGCCGUCGCUCAUCUCGCAUGUUCGGGAGAAGCACGACUAUGCGGGUAAGCAGCUUUUCGAGGACGGGAACGCCUGGGAAGCCUUAUCCAAGAUCCUUGCAGCCAUGCUCAAUGACCCGAUUUUGGACGGUGUUAUCCUGGUUGUUGAUGCCCUCGAUAAGUGCGAGCUAAGGCGCGAACAACUUCUAGAUUUUAUCAUGAAACCGUCUCGCGUCAAGUGGAUCGUGUCUAAUCGCAACUGGCAGGAUAUUAAGGAGAAACUCGGCCGUACAAAGCAGAAGGUCAGGCUUCAGCUUGAGCUGAACCAAGACUCCAUCUCCAAGGCUGUCGACAAAUACAUUGGACGCAAGGUGGAGGAGCUGGCAGGCCUCAAGAACUACGACAAGGAAACAAGGGACGCUGUUAAGUACCACUUAACCUCCGAUGCCGACGGCACCUUUCUCUGGUUGAAGUCAUUUCCACCGGGAUUUGAUCUCCUCUACAAGCGAAUGAUGGAACAAAUGUCUAAUUCGGAUGAUGCGGACAUUUGCAAGGAGAUACUGGCUAUUGCUUCGGUCGUAUACCGACCUAUCACCCGCAAGGAAUUAAAGGUUCUUAUUGAGUCGCUCGAGGGGGACGACUACAAUGACCUGCCAGAAAUCAUCAACGCUUGCGGUUCUUUCUUGACUCUUCGAGAAGGUUUCAUCUACUUUGUGCAUCAAUUAGCCAAGGAUUUCCUACUCAGCAAAGCGUUAGACCAAAUUCCACCUUUAGGCGCCGCGCACCAGCACCAUGCCAUCUUCUUGAGGGUCGUUGGGGUCGAACAAAAUUUAUAUUGGAAUGGACAAUGA
Molecule: messenger RNA, 1710 nt
Organism: Trichoderma virens Gv29-8
Lineage: Eukaryota; Fungi; Ascomycota; Sordariomycetes; Hypocreales; Hypocreaceae
Exons: 6
Coding region: 1-1710 (569 amino acids)
Source: RefSeq, a predicted model, not a curated record